AGACAGAGAAACUAGAGGUAGACGGUUAAACUUGACGCAUAAAACGGCCAAUUGUUUUUUUAAUGUCCUUGUGUUUGUGAGAUGGCUACUUUGCUUGCAACAACCAUGGCUGCCAUCACCACCACUCACCAAAUUAAUCCAUAAUUAACCCAUAAAAAACAGUUCUUUUGUUUGAUUUUUGUAUCUCAAAAAUAAAGGGAAAAAAAAACCCAAGAAAUAUAGUCUUCUUUUUUUUUUCCUUUUUGUUCUUUGAAGAACUUGACUUGGCUGGGCCCUCCAUUUUCUCAACCUAACCCUGCAUUUCCUUUGAUUUUUCCUUUCUGGGUUUUUCUUCUUCUAUUCGAAGGUUCCAGCUUUUGGUGGUUCUGCUGCAAAGAAGAAAAAAAACCUUUUUUUGGGUUUUUUUGGUGCAAAAAGGAACAAAAAAAGAAAGAUUUUAUUUAUCUUUUCUUGGUAAAUGUGGGGGGCUCCAGCAGAACCUGCUGAUUCUUAUUAUGAGGUCCGGCCUGAAUGUACUGAUGUUCCAAUAACCAAAUUUAAGAUCAAGCCUGGCAAAACUCUAAGUGCAAGAAAAUGGCAAGCUGCAUUUUCCCCAGAUGGGCAUCUGGACAUAGGCAAAACUCUACAUCGAAUCCAACGAGGGGGGAUCCAUCCAUCAAUUAGAGGAGAAGUUUGGGAGUUCCUACUUGGCUGUUAUGAUCCUAAGAGCACAUUCGAUGAAAGGGAGCAGAUACGACAGCAUCGAAGGGUGCAAUAUGCUAGAUGGAAGAAAGAAUGUAGUGAAAUGUUUCCUGUUGUUGGAAGUGGCAAAUUUAUUACGGCACCUGUAAUCACCGAAGAUGGUCAGCCCAUUCAAGACCCUUUAGUGCUUUUAGAGACAAAUCCAGGUGCAAAUGCUAAUAGUACAGAUAUGGUGAAGGAGCUAACCAGUCGGGGCCCUUUGGACAAGAAAGUAAUCCAGUGGAUGCUUACAUUACAUCAAAUAGGUCUGGAUGUAAAACGCACUGACAGGACUUUAGUAUUUUAUGAGAAGCAAGAGAAUUUGUCAAAACUUUGGGAUAUUCUCUCUGUUUAUGCCUGGAUAGAUACAGAUGUUGGCUAUUGUCAAGGAAUGAGUGAUCUAUGCUCCCCCAUGAUUAUUCUUCUUGAAGAUGAAGCUGAUGCAUUUUGGUGCUUUGAGCGUCUGAUGCGUAGAUUGCGAGGAAAUUUCAGAGGCACUGAUGAGAGUUCUGUUGGGGUAGAGGCCCAACUUAGUAAUUUGGCUGCAGUAACUCAAGUCAUUGAUCCUAAACUUCAUAAGCAUUUGGAGACACUGGGUGGAGGUGACUAUCUCUUUGCAGUUAGAAUGCUAAUGGUUUUGUUUCGUCGAGAGUUCUCAUUUUGUGAUUCAUUGUAUUUAUGGGAGAUGAUGUGGGCUCUGGAAUAUGAUCCUGACUUGUUCUCUCUAUAUGAAGAACCUGAAUCAAAUAUUGAGAAGGCUGAUGGUUCUAAAGGAAAAACAAAAUCAACACGUCAAUGUGGAAAGUAUGAGAGAGAAAAUAUGAAAAUUAAAGGCCCUGAUGCCCCCCUCCCCAUUUCUGUUUUCCUUGUUGCCAGUGUCUUAAAAGAUAAGAGCUCAGUGCUUCUGCAAGAAGCUCGGGGUCUGGAUGAUGUAGUUAUGAUUCUGAAUGACAUAACUGGAAACUUGGACGCCAAGAAAGCUUGCAAUGGGGCGAUGAAACUUCACAAGAAAUAUUUAAAAAAGGCAAAGCAGACAUAGCAUAAAGUAAACCGAUGACGUUUUCCUCCUAGUCAAGAAAUAAUGCGAGCUUUUUUUUUUUCUCUGAUGCCAUGACUUUAUUUUGGAGGCGAUAACAAUAUACUUCCAGAUGAAUCCUGGCUCAGAGAUUUCAGAAUUCUAUAUAGUUGCUCUAAUAGAAGCAAUUGUUGUAUGUGAUAUCGAUCUUCCACAAUAUUUGUAUACUAAAACAUUGUUUACCAAUCUCUAUAUGAAUGAAUCCAUUGUUGUAUUGAC
Messenger RNA from Durio zibethinus, 2014 nucleotides. Its product is annotated as rab GTPase-activating protein 22-like. Gene Ontology annotation, biological process: activation of GTPase activity. Gene Ontology annotation, molecular function: GTPase activator activity. The record is from RefSeq and is a predicted model, not a curated record. NCBI's taxonomy places the organism in Eukaryota, Viridiplantae, Streptophyta, Magnoliopsida, Malvales, Malvaceae.